Messenger RNA from Sabethes cyaneus, 1990 nucleotides. It is a transcript of the gene mmy, whose product is annotated as UDP-N-acetylhexosamine pyrophosphorylase-like protein 1. Gene Ontology annotation, molecular function: UDP-N-acetylglucosamine diphosphorylase activity. The record is from RefSeq and is a predicted model, not a curated record. Lineage: Eukaryota; Metazoa; Arthropoda; Insecta; Diptera; Culicidae. The transcript has a single exon. Bases 136 to 1584 code for a protein of 482 amino acids. Gene Ontology annotation, biological process: UDP-N-acetylglucosamine biosynthetic process.
AGUCUCAGUGUCAGUCUUCAGUCUGUAACUACGGUUUACUGUUGGUCGGAAGUGCGAUUAUAGCGGAAAAUUAUAAGUAUACCGAUAAAAAUACGGCAUAUAUUAUUUUCCUAAAAGCACACAAAUAUCGUCAGUAUGAAUAAGCAUUGUUCCCUCAAAGAAAACCUUACAAAAUUCGGCCAACAGCAUCUUUUGCAAUACUGGAACGAACUCAAUGAAAAAGAAAGGUGCCUUCUUAUGAAAGAUAUUGAAGAACUUAACUUGGAUGAAGUGAACGAGUUUUUCGAACGUGCAACGUCGUCACUAGAAGAUGGGAGUGCCAAACUAGACGAUAAAAUGAAACCGAUUCCUGAUGACAAUUUUUUAUCUGUUAUCGAAGAAGAUAAAAAACAGCUCGAAUUUUAUAAUCAAGAAGGGCUUAGACAAAUAGCUUGUGGAACAGUCGGUGUGCUACUGAUGGCGGGUGGUCAGGGUACACGAUUGGGAUUUGCACAUCCGAAAGGAAUGUACAAUGUAGGAUUGCCUUCGAAUAAAUCAUUGUUUCGAAUUCAAGCUGAAAGGAUUUUAAAACUUCAAAACCUAGCACGCGAAUCUUCCAACAAAAAUGGCCAUAUAAUAUGGUAUAUUAUGACGAGCGAGCACACCAUGGAACCAACUAAAAAAUACUUUGAGCAAAACAACUAUUUUGGAUUGCAAGCAAACAACAUUUUAAUGUUUGAACAGGGCAGUCUUCCUUGUUAUGAUUUCAAUGGCAAAAUCCUGCUUGAUGAAAAACAUCGCAUAGCAAAAGCACCUGACGGCAAUGGAGGGCUCUACCGCGCAUUGCGUGAUAGUGGCAUCCUUGAUGAUAUGGAGCGACGUGGGGUACUCUAUUUACAUGCUCAUAGCGUUGAUAAUAUACUGAUAAAGGUUGCCGAUCCCGUCUUCAUUGGUUACUGUGUAACACAAAAAGCAGAUUGCGCAGCUAAAGUGGUGGAAAAAUCUCAUUCUAAUGAAGCUGUUGGCGUAGUUUGCCAAGUGGAUGGUAAAUAUCAGGUUGUUGAGUAUAGCGAAAUUACACAAAAAACUGCCGAGCUUAGGAAACCCGACGGCAGAUUAGUUUUCAGUGCAGGUAAUAUUUGCAACCAUUUUUUUACUUCUACAUUUCUUAGAAAAAUUGGUUCUAGUUUUGAGCGAAAGUUAAAGUUGCAUGUAGCAAAGAAGAAGAUUCCUUUUAUAGAUCAUACUGGUUCUCGGUGCUGUCCUGACAUUCCAAAUGGUAUAAAGAUAGAGAAAUUUGUAUUCGAUGUAUUUGAGUUUGCAGAGAAUUUCGUUACGUUUGAAGUAUCUCGAGAUGAAGAAUUCAGCGCAUUGAAAAAUAUGGAUAGUGCAGGAAAAGAUUGUGCAUCUACAGCGCGAACUGACAUUUAUAGGUUGCAUAAAAAGUAUUUGCAAGCUGCGGGCGGUAUCGUGGAAGGUUUGGAGUGUGAAAUUUCGCCUUUGUUGUCCUAUGCAGGAGAAGGUCUCCAAGAAAUUGCACGCGAUAAAAAAUUCGUUAGUCCAGUCCACUUAAUAUCAGACAAGGAAAAUGAUAUAAAUGACUAAAGCAGGGUCUCAACAGAUCAGCUUCUGAAAAAAGACAUUGAUCGCAAUAUAUUUUUAAAACAAUCUAUUCCAUCGAAUUAAUGAUGAGUUAAAACAUUUAGAUAAAAUGUCCAGUGAAAUUAGUUGACAUAUAGAGCCUUAGGAGAGAAUAAUACUGCCUAUCUUUUCUGUUACUAUGCAAUAAUGAAAUAGACACCAGACUAAAUCGAAAGUUGAAUACCAUGUGGCUUGACUGGUUUUAAAGAAUGUCGUAACAAAGCGCGUAGCGCAGCUCAUUUCCCGUCAGCCUUGAAUAUCGUCGCGUCACUUGUAACAUCUAAAAGAUCUGUAUCGUGAAACGAAAUAAAGAUUUUUCAUAUUUUUUAACUAUGUAUUAUAUUUAUGACUAUGAAUAAAAAUAUCUAAA